Messenger RNA from Microcebus murinus (gray mouse lemur), 4681 nucleotides. It is a transcript of the gene CSF2, whose product is annotated as colony stimulating factor 2. The record is from RefSeq and is a predicted model, not a curated record. Gene Ontology annotation, biological process: myeloid cell differentiation; immune response. Lineage: Eukaryota; Metazoa; Chordata; Mammalia; Primates; Cheirogaleidae. Gene Ontology annotation, molecular function: growth factor activity; cytokine activity; granulocyte macrophage colony-stimulating factor receptor binding. Gene Ontology annotation, cellular component: extracellular region.
GGUAUGAGCCACCAUGCCUGGCCCUCCUUUUAAUUUUCAAUGUAGCCUGCAACGGCCCUGCAAGGAGGCAAACAAGGACAGUGGCCCUUCUGAGUGCCUGUGACCCUCCCCUCGGGGCUGGGGUGAGGCUCAGAGCAGAGGAUCCAGGGUGGGGCUGCGUUCCCAGCCCUUGAGGGAGCACACGGGGCACGCAGUAGGCCAGGUAGGGUCAGCGCUGUGGGAGGCAGGCCUGGUGCACCCACGGGUGUCUGCGUCCUUCAAGGACUCGUCUGCCCGAGUGCGCACAGUGUGGCUGCGGGUUCCGAGGGAAGAGUGAGGGAGCCCCAGGGACAAGGGAUGCAGCAAACAUGGAGGUCUGAACGUCGGCACCGCUGGGCACUGCCCCGCCCGGCUCUGUGCAGCUGCUCGGGGCUGGGAGUCUCCUCUUCACCAGUGGCUUCCAAAGGUCCCGGGCCCCGAUCUCCGGAGCCACGUGGCCACAGCUGACCUGCGGCAUCCAGCCCAGUCUGGGCCGGCCUCCCGAACCUCUCUGCUCCCUGGGGUCACCCCCAUGGCUGCACAUGGCCCUGACGUCCACCCCACUGCCUGCGCCCUGAGCCUUGCCCACAGCCACACCCCAGGCCCCGCGAUGCCGUCUCUAAACUUGCUCAACUUGCAUUUCAUGAGCCCUCAGAUGGUUCCUUCUCAUGUGUGUCUCGCUUGCACCCUCGACUCCGUGUCUGUGAGUCUGUGCCUUGUGCUCCCCGUCCCCAUCCCACGGGGCCACCUGCCAGGUGUGGGCAGGUAUGCUCCUUCACAGCUGUCCUGGGGGACGAGGACGCUCGGCUCGCUUCUUUGCUGGUCCGCCGGGCGAUCAGCACGUCCUGCUGUCUGAGCCUCAGAUGGCAGAAAAUACCAGGGCAGCAGGAUCGGAUGCCGGUUCAAAUUCGGGCUCCACAGUCACCUGCUGUGUCCUCUCCAAGGGGUGGCACGAGGGAGGACCAGACCAGCUGAGGUGCCCGUGUGGGGCCCACGGGACCCGAGGGACUUUGAGGGCCACUUCCCUACCCACAUGGCAACUUCCUCUUGUGGUAGGGUUGUGGGUCGGCACAGACCCUGUGGGAGGGACAGGCACAGGACUCUCCUUCCAGAGGUUUCCUCCCAGCCCCGCGGGGAUGGGGCCAACGCGGGGUCAGGCUGUCCAUCACAGUCCCCACCCCCGCCCCGCUGCAGCCCUGUUGGAGCCCCUGAGUCAGUGUGGCCGGCGUGGUGCCAUCUGCAGCCGCCUCUCUGUGCGGUGCAAUCUAGGAAUGCCUGCCUGUGUCACGGGCUCAGCCCUGAUGUCAUCUUUCCAAGAGAAAGAUGUGUGGCCGCCCACAGACCUCAUCCCCAAGCCCGUGGAGCUCUGCCCUGCGCCUGCUGACUUCAGCCCGCGGCUCCUGCCUUCUCCAUCCCUGUCCUCCCAGCUGUGGUGACCUGGCCCUUAGACACAGAUGUGCCGGCCCUCAGCCCUCCCUCCUGCGUGACCCUCUGUGGCUCAGCGUCACGUGGACAUCGGCCACUCCCAGUCUGUCACCUGCGCCUCUGAAGCCCCAGAACUUCCUGUGACCCGCAGACCCUGCUGACCUGCUCCUCUGCUGUCUGGUCCCAUCUCGGUGGCUGGGACAGUGACUCUAACUGCUCACUCACAGGCGAAGCUCACUUUGGUGGGGGGUGAGUCCAUCAAUCUCGCUCCUCCAUCAGUAGGGUCCAAAGUCCAGGAAAGCAGGACCCUGACUGUUUUCCAUCAUCCCCUCUCCCGGCUGGGAACCUAGUAGGUGCUCAGUAGAUAUGGAAUGAAUGAGUGACUUCACUACGUCACCAGUCCUCUCAAGAUCCCAUGCCUGACUCUCUCUGGAACUUGCCUUCUUUACCUGUGCCCCUAAAACCCGUCCUUUCUGUGCCUGUCCUCUCCUGUGCCCUCCCCCCAUCCCCACAGCCCAACUUGCCACCUGACAUCUACCUGCCCUUUCAGCCCGGCCUGGGACACAGUGUCUCUCUGGUUUCCUGGGACCCCCAAGCAGGGGGAGGCUCUGAGCUCCCCAUUCCAGGCCGGCCACGCCGUGGGAGCGUCUGUGGCAGUGUCUCCACACCAGAUCGAAAGCCUCAGGGGCCAACGGGAGGGUCUGUUGACUAAGUGUCUGGCUGUGACGCAUCAUCUCCAGGGAAGAAAGUGACUUUCCAUCCCAGAACCCGUCACAGCUCUCUGCCUCCCCGGCCACCAGCGUAGCUACAACCUCACGGCUCCUCUCCCACCCUCCGGCCUCUGGGUGCCGCUGACAUAGAUCCUGCUCUGUGUGGCAUCUGCGUGUCAUGCCCUGUCCCCUCCUCCUUCUGAGCGCUCCCGAGAAGGAGGUGAGCACAGGUCUCAUGAAAAAGGUGGAGGAAGGGCUGGGAUCCGGCCGCGUCAUGUUCCGCCCCCAGCCUGGCUGCCUAGGAAUGUUUCGCCAGGCUCAGAGGGACAGGGCUGGCCUCACGUGGGCGCCAGGUCCUGGCAGGGGAUCCAAGGAGGUCUGCGGGACCAAGGUCUGGCCUCCGUGUGCAGCAGAACUCCCACUGCACGGGAAAGCUCGCCAGGGACAUGGACUCAGACCACUGUGCUUGAGCCACGACCCCCCCUGUUCUGAGGGCCCACCCGCCUGUGCCCGGCAGAACGUUCUUGCUCCUAUCCGAUGCCGCUGGUCUAGGCCGAGUCAAACUCUGGGCCCAGAAACAUCACACCCAGCGUGGGAGCUUCAGAGGCCUGAGCCUUUUGUAAGCAGGUGACAGCAAUUAGGACUCACACCGAUGUAGCCCAUGUAAAACACCCUCCCUCUAAGACCCACAUGCGGGUACAGGGGCAUCUCGUCACCUGGCACACGCUCUCGCAAAGGGACACUGUGGGCCCACACUCCUGCGGCCACCAAGCUCCCAGCACAGGGUGGCCUGAGCCAGACCCUUGUGCAAGACGACCUCACGCUGUCUCCUCCAAACUCUACUGUGAAAAGCAAACACUUGACCAGGCCCCUCAAGAGCCCGUGGCUUUUUCAGACAACAACAUCUACUUUCACAGAAAGGGCUCUGGAGCUCUCGGGGUUGGGCGCUGGGGCUGCGCCCGAAAGGAGGCCGGGGAGAGCCUGCUUGGGAAACCGGCGACCCCUGCACCUGGCCUGGGUGCAGCCACAGCCCCGAAGCUCCUGCUGCCGGCUCUGGGAAGGGGUCCAGUGCCCACCCCAGAGCCAGGACUCAAACUCGGGAUCAUGGCUGGCCCCAGCCCAGAGCCCGGACCCACCUCUGCCGCUGCUGAACGUGGCUCUAGUCCCACCGGCCGGGUGUGUAUGUGGCUGUCAUCCCUCUGGGUCUGUGGUGGGAGCCCAAUCGAACUGUCACAGGGCUGUGACGUGUAGAUGGACACUGCCUACGUGGGCAGCAGGCAGGUCUGUGACAUCUCCCCUCGCACGCAGGUCUCCCACGGUGGCCUGAGAGGAAGGCUGGGCAGAGAAGGCGGCGGCUGCAACUGGAGUGCAGGGGUGGGGGGCACCGCCUGCUCACAGUUCCUCCUUGGGUCUCAGGAGGGAGGGGAGCAAAAUCCAGUGUCUCCCAAGUACCCCCCGCCCCCAGCCAUGCCGGGCCAGGAAGUCCAAGCUGUGCCCAGAGGCCACACAGAGGGCGGGCGGGGGCAGCCUGAGGCCACUUGCCCUCGCCCAGGGGAGGCCCAGAGAGCCUGGCAGGAGGCGGCACCUGGGCUGUUUGUUCAUGGAAAGGCUUAUCGGUGAAAACCCCCAGUCUGACCACCUGGGGGAAAGGCUCCCCAGUACCAAGUGUGGCUGAUAAGGGCCAGGAGAUUCCACAGCCCAGGUAGUUCCCCCGCCCCCCUGGCGUUUUGUGGUCACCAUUAAUCAUUUCCUCUGCAUAUAAAAGCUCUUCUGCCAGUGAGCCCAGUACUCAGAGAGAAAGGCUAAAGUUCUUGGGAGGAUGUGGCUGCAGAACUUGCUGCUCCUGGUCACCGUGGUCGGCAGCCUCUCUGCACCCACCCGCCUGCCCAGCACGGUCACCCGGCCCUGGCGGCACGUGAAUGCCAUCAAGGAGGCCCUGAGCCUCCUGAGCCAGAGCAACGACACGGAGGCCGAGAUGGGUGAAGCAGAAGUCGUCUCGGAGAUGUUCGACCCCCAGGAGCCGACCUGCCUGCAGACCCGCCUGGAGCUGUACAAGCAGAGCCUCCACGGCAGCCUGGCCAGGCUCAGGGGCCCCCUGGCCAUGAUGGGCGACCACUACCGGCAGCACUGCCCCCCUACCCCGGAAACUUCCUGUGAAACCCAGAUUAUCACCUUCAAAAGUUUCAAAAAGAACCUUAAGGACUUUCUGUUUGUUGUCCCCUUUGACUGCUGGAAGCCCGUCCAGCUGUGAGGCAGGCUGGGCCGGGUCACACACACUGCUGCUCCCUCUCGGAACGAGCCGGAAACUCAGUGUCUUCAUGCCACAGGGACCCAGGGGUGCCCCAGCCACGACGGGGGUGGCACGGACCCUGACAACGGGCACGGAACAGAGAAGGGGGAGGUUUUAUCCUGGCAGAGAUCAGUGAUAUUUAUUUAUAUAUUUAUAUUUUUAAAAUAUUUAUUUAUUUAUUUAUUUAAGCUCAGACUCCAUAUUUAUUCAAGAUGUUUUACUAUAAUAAUAAAUUAUU